AUAAGGCCCUCCGCGUCGGCUCCAUUUCGUGUGCCGAGAGGCGCGCAGGCACCGCAGCGGCAGCCCUUUCCCAUCCACCACACGCCAGUCCCUGCACCACACGUCAGCCACCUGCGGCUCUCCCUGCACCACCAGCACCCCUAGCCUGUCUUGCUGCUCCCUGCACCAACUAGCCGCUACCGCAGAGCGUCUCCGUGGAGCUCCCCUCUCGCUCCACGUUAAUCUAAACACGGGCAACUCCGCGAUGCGCGCCCCGUAGCUGGCAUCGCGCACGGAGUAGUCGCGCCAAGACCUGGCGGCGGCGACCGAGGGCGCGGACCUCGAGCGCGAGCUGCAGAAGGACGCGGCGGCGGCGAGGCCAUGGACUCGUCCGGGCACACUGAUGUAAGCGACGUCCGCGCGUCGGCGUCGGGCAGCAACGACGUCUUUGAUGAUGAUCUAGGCCUGCCGGCGAAGCCCGAUGCGCUGGGCAAGAAUUUCGCGCACCUGUCGCGAGACGAAGGGCGAGAUCUUAAUUUAGAGUCGUUUGUGGUACUCUCGAAGAUCGCCGAGGGCGCCUUCGGGAAAGUCGUGCUCGCGCGGAAGAAGCGCACCGAUUCAUUGCACGCCAUCAAGGCCGUCCGCAAGGACAAGAUCUUAGCUUGUGGCUCUACAGCAAUAAGACAUAUACUGGAUGAGAACAAGAUCCUGCAGCAACUGAAGCAUCCCUUCAUCCUCACGCUGCAGCACGCCUUCCAGGACGAGUUUCGGUUGUACCUCGUGACGAACUACGUCGGUGGUGGUACUUUAUACCAAUUAAUAACGGCGCGAGGGACGCUAGCCGAGGAAGUAGGAAGGUUCUACGCGGCCCAAUUAGUCGCGGCUUUUGCGUAUCUGCAUUCGUACGGCGUGGUCUACCGCGACCUCAAGCCGGAGAACGUUUUGUUAGGCUUGGACGGGUAUGUGGUACUAGCUGAUUUCGGCCUCGCGAAGACGUUGAGGCUCGAAGACGAAGGCAAGGCAAGAAAAAGGGCCCAGAAGCAGAUGGCCCAGUCGUUUCGCCAGACCUUUCGGCACUCGAUCGUGAAGACCGAGACGUUCUGCGGGACGCCGCUGUAUUUAGCGCCGGAGGUCGUGGCCAAGACGCCCUAUGGGCGAAGCGUCGACUGGUGGACCCUCGGUUGUCUCACGGUGGAGAUGCUCACGGGGCGGCCGCCGUUCGUCGCGCGGGAUAUGCCGGAGUUGAUGGAGAAGAUCUCGAAGGGCGCGGACCUGUCGCAUCUGCGGCUGUCGGAUUCAUCUCGUGAGUUUUGCCUGGGGUUGUUGCAGCGCGACGUCGAUAAGAGGUUGGGCUGCGGUGAGAACGGCCCGCAAGCGUUGCGAAGUCAUGCUUUUUUAGCUAGUAUAGACUGGCCGAAGCUCGAGUCGAAAAGAAGUGAGCCCCCGUUCAAGCCCGACGCGGCCGUCCAGGCCAUGGGGCCCGGGUCGUACGGCCGGCAGGCGUCGAAGGAGGACCUGAAGGCCUUCGACGAGUUCGCGGCUUAUUCUCGCGUCGAUCCUCGAGCUAAAGCUGAAUUAGUGGGCAAGCUCUGCGAGGCCGCUACUAGAGGUGAUUGCGCGGAGCUGCGCGAAUUAAUAGCGGAAGGGGCCGAGGUCACGACUGGAGGUUCCGUCCCGUGUGGAAAUCAAAUUUCGGGCGCCCCACGCCAUCGAUCCGAUGCUGUCUCCGCGACCGCGUCGGCUCGAUGAUAACCUAACUCACUGGUUGAUUUCCACACAGACUACGACAACCGCACUGCACUACACUUGGCAGCGGCCGAGGGGCAUUUAGAUGCCGUCGGAUUCCGUGUGGAAAUCAAAUUUACGGCGCCAUCGUCCUGAAUCGCCGCGUCGACCUCCACGCCAUCGACGCGACGCCUGCUCGAUGGCGUGGCGAUGUCGGUUCCUCACCGCUCGACGGAGCCAGCGCGGCCACGUCAUCGCCGAGAAAUGACUUAGUGAAGAAUUAUCGAGUGCACCCGACACCCGACACACUGGUUGAUUUCCACACAGGUCGAGUUUCUAGUGUGCCACGGCGCCGAGGUCAAUAAAAAUGACCGCUGGGGUGGCACGCCGAUUCGUGACGCCGAGGCUGGUGGCCAUCGAUCCGUCGUGGAGUAUCUCGAGAGGAACGGCGCGAUUCGGAGGCCGUCGCGCGUCGAGGACGAGAGUGUGCCGUCUCCCGACGAUCUCGUGGACAUGACCGGGAAGCUCUGCGACGCUGCCAGGAACGGCGACGUCGUCAAGCUGCGGGAGCUGCUCGACGCGGGCGCGGAAGUGUGUCGUGGUGGUGCCGCCCUGUGAAGAAAUCAAAUUUCGCGGCGCUUCUCGCCUACGGCUGAAUCAUAACCUCACGCCAUCGACGCGACGCCUGCUCGGCUGCGACGGGUCCCUCAAACCCGACUCACUGGUUGAUUUCCACACACAGACUACGACAACAGAACUGCCUUGCACCUUGGAGCCGCCGAAGGGCACCUCGCUGCGGUUAAGUAUCUCGUCGCCAGGGGUGCGGAUGUCAACGCCGUCGACCGGUGGCGCGGCACGCCUUUGAGGGACGCCGAGGCCGGCGAGCACACCGAGACGGUCGCGUUCUGUGUGGAAAUCGCCACGCUGUCGUGCUGACGUCGCGUCGAUGGCGUGGAGGCCAUGAUUCAGCAGUGGCGGAGACGCACCGCGACAAUUUGAUUUCCACACAGGUCGCGUUCCUGAAGCGCGUCGGCGCAGUGAACCGGCGGAGCGCGUCGUCCCUGAUUGACACGCCCGACUCGCUUAGCAACAGCGUCUCGCGGUCACGGUCGCGCUCGUCGCUGACCGCGUCACCGUCGCCCUCCUCCAGUUCGAUCCGGCGGAGCCUCUCCUUCUCGACGAUCCGAAGUCCCAAGGUCGCGCCCGCACCACAAACCGGCGGCCUGCACUUCAACCCGCCGGCGCGCGGCAGCCGCGACCGCGACCCGAUGAACGUGUCGAUGGACCGGUCGAACGGCUCCUGCGCCGUGUCCUAGCUGCUCUCUGAAAUUUGCUUUUCUCCGACGUCCGUGAUGCGUCGACCUGUACAUACCUAUCCACGCACGGCCCUUCCCCCGCCACCACCUUCACUAGCCUGCCGCGGCGACCUGUCCAUAUAUCCCCACCGCCGCUGCCCCACCGUGCACAAAAAAGACCUGUAGUGAACUGUAAACAUCGCCUUGACCUUAACUGACUACUUCCCCGGGCCGCGUACGUAGAAGGAAAGCUCACACUACUAAAGUUAGAAAACGCGGCGGCGACGCCGCGGCGAGGCGCCAUCGACGCGCGCGACGAAGACG
This is a messenger RNA of Pelagomonas calceolata, 3323 nucleotides long. NCBI's taxonomy places the organism in Eukaryota, Pelagophyceae, Pelagomonadales, Pelagomonadaceae. The record is from the annotation of a GenBank genome assembly.